Messenger RNA from Schistosoma rodhaini, 1478 nucleotides. Lineage: Eukaryota; Metazoa; Platyhelminthes; Trematoda; Strigeidida; Schistosomatidae. The record is from the annotation of a GenBank genome assembly.
GUAUUUUUAUGACCUUGAUUGCUAGAAGUACUUUCAAAUCUCUCAAGGAAAUGUGCAAGUAUUUUAACUAGAUGUCACAAGACUCUGCAUCGAAUUCUCUCCCGACGUUCAAAUUACUUCUUAUCGGUGAUUCAUGUGUUGGCAAAACUUCAUUAUUAAUCCGUUUUAAAGAUGGUAUUUUCUUAAAGGGUAGUUACAUUUCAACUGUUGGGAUUGAUUAUAAAACAAAAACAGUAAAAGCUAAUGAUCAAUUAGUUCGUUUACAAAUAUGGGAUACAGCUGGACAAGAGAAAUUUCGUAGUUUAACAAAAUCAUAUUAUCGUGAUACAAAUGCUGUUCUACUUGUGUAUGAUAUAUGCAAAAUGGAUUCAUUUAGUAAUAUAAAAUCAUGGCUGAGUGAAAUCAAUGCAAAUAUACAAUCAAAUAAUAAUAUACUUAUUAUAUUAGUUGGUAAUAAAUUAGAUGAAGAAAGAAAUCGUAUGGUCUCAAAAAAAGAAGGUGAACGUUUAGCUAAACAAACUGAUGCAUUAUUCUGGGAGACAAGCGCUAAAACUGGGGCUCAUGUUGAUUCAAUGUUUCAUUGUAUAGCUGAACAUUUACUUCAAAUGAAAACAUCCAAUUCUAUCAUUUCAUCAACGAAUCAUUUUAUACAACAAUCUAAUGGUUAUUCAACUAGUCAUGUAUUACAUCAUUCUAUAUCAUCAUCAUCAUCAACAUCAAAUAAAUUACCUAAAUCACAAUCAACUAAACAAUUACGAAAUUCUUGUUGUUCUUCAUUUUAAAUAGAAGGGAAACAAACGAAAACUGUAAUGUAGAUUUGGUUACUUUCAUUUAUCUUCAAUGUAAAUGUAUGAAUUGAAAGGGAGAAAAAAAAAAAGAGGACCAUCCAUUAUUAUUAUUAUUAUUAAUAUUUUUUUGUAUCAUUUCAAAAUAUUCCAUGAAUAAUUAAGAAACUCUUGUUCAUUUUCCCCCUCGGCCCACUCCACCCCCACUUCUUUCGUUUUAUAAAACAAAAUAAAGUAAAACAAAACAAACAAACAAAUAGAAAUUGUACAUCAAGAAAGUAUAUUCAAAAUUACCGGAAAUUUGUUGAAUACAAUUCAAUGUUACUGUCAUUGUUGUUGCUACUGCUGUUGCUGGUGUUGCUGGUGUUGCUGAUGUUCAAUGUUCAUUGUAAUUCAAUAUGCAUUAAACAUUAAUAUCAUAUAUAUAUACACACACACACACACUCAAACAUUCCCGUAAGGUAAUACAUUGAAUGAAUGAAAUUAGAGUUCAUUUAUAACUAACUAAUACAAGAGAUAAUCAUUAUUUUUUUUGUUUUUUUUGUUUGUUUGUUUGUUUCUAGGGAAGAUAAAUUAUAAAUUCACUUUUUUUUCUUUUUGUAUAUGUAAAAUCAUAUAAACAUAUAUGAAUAUAUAUCUUUCUAGCUGUGUGCUUAAUGUAUAUUACAUAAAUAUAUCUAUUUUAUUCUAUAA